UGUUUCUUUCUUUGACGGGGUGCACAGCACAGACUGCCCAUGUCCUGGGAGAUGAACAUUCUUGGCUCAGCCAUGAAUAACUGUGUGCUCCUGGAGGAACUGCUGAUCAAGAAAUCCCAGCAGAAGAGAAGGACGUCACCCUCCAACUUUAAAGUGCGCUUCUUUGUCCUGACCAAAUCCAAGCUGGCUUACUAUGAACAUCGCCAUGGGAAAAAAAGGACUUUGAAGGGUUCUGUGGAACUUUCCAGGAUUAAAUGUGUGGAAAUUGUGAAAACUGACAUCAUCAUUCCCUGUCAGUACAAAUACCCUUUCCAGAUUGUCCAUGACAAUUACAUCCUCUACGUGUUUGCCCCCAACCGUGAGAGCCGGCAGAGAUGGGUCCUCACGCUGAAGGAAGAAACCAGAUACAACAACAGUUUGGCUUCCAAGUGUCAUCCAGACUUUUGGUUAGAUGGCAAGUGGAGAUGCUGUGCUCAGACAGAGAAGAUGGCAGCUGGCUGUGUGGUAUAUGACCCCACCAAAAACGCCUCAAAGAAGCCUCUUCCUCCCACUCCUGAAGAUAACUGGAAAUUGUUGCUAGACCCCAGGGAAGCCGUGGUCAUAGCCAUAUAUGACUAUGAAGCCCAGAACUCAGAGGAGCUGACAUUACAACAUAAUGAGGAAUAUUAUGUCAUUGACAGCUCUGAGGAGCAUUGGUGGCUGAUUCAAGAUAAGAAUGGGCACGAAGGCUUCGUGCCAAGCAGCUACCUGGUGGAAAAAUCACCCGAGAAUCUGCAGGUUUAUGAGUGGUACAAUAAGAACAUCAGCAGAAGCAAAGCAGAAACUCUGCUCAGGGAUGAGGGUAGAGAAGGGGCCUUCAUGGUGAGAGAUUCGAGGCAGCCUGGCAUGUACACAGUCUCUGUUUUCACCAAAGCAUUAAGCACGGACAACAAUCCUGUUGUAAAGCAUUAUCACAUCAAUGAGACAACUGACUUUCCCAAGCGAUACUACGUGGUAGAAAAGUGCGUGUUUGACUCCAUCCCUGACCUCAUCAACUACCACCAGCACAAUGCAGCAGGUCUCGUGACACGGCUGCGGUACGCCGUCUCCUCCUGGAGGAAACAGGCUCCCAUCACUGCAGGGCUCUGCUAUGGAAAAUUGGUCAUUAAUGCCUCUGAGCUCACCUAUGUGCAAGAGAUUGGCAGUGGUCAGUUUGGGGUGGUCUACCUGGGCUACUUGCUGAACAAGACCAAAGUAGCCAUAAAGACCAUCCGUGAAGGAGCAAUGUCUGAGGACGAUUUCAUCGAGGAAGCCAAAGUCUUGAUGAAGCUGUCUCACCCCAAGCUAGUCCAGCUUUAUGGUGUGUGCCUUGAGGAUGCUCCCAUCAGCCUGGUGUUCGAGUUCAUGGAGAACGGCUGCUUGUCCGACUACCUCCGGAGCCAGCGGGGCAGAUUCUCCAAGGAAACACUGCUGGGGAUGUGCCUGGAUGUGUGUGAAGGAAUGGCUUAUCUGGAACAAAACUCUGUCAUCCACAGAGACCUGGCUGCCAGGAACUGCCUGGUGGGGGAAUCCCACGUGGUGAAAGUGUCCGACUUUGGGAUGUCGAGGAUUGUCCUGGAUGAUCAGUACACCAGCUCCACAGGUACCAAGUUUCCAGUCAAGUGGUCUGCCCCAGAGGUUUUCUCCUACAGCAAGUACAGCACCAAAUCUGACGUUUGGUCGUUCGGAGUGCUGAUGUGGGAGGUUUUCAGUGAAGGUAAAAUCCCCUACGAGAAUCGCACCAAUGCAGAAGUGGUGGAAGAAAUCAACGCAGGAUUUCGGCUCUACAAACCCAAGCUGGCCUCCAAGGCCAUUUAUGAGGUGAUGAGCCACUGCUGGAGGAUGGGGAAAGAUGAGCGGCCAUCCUUUUCUCUUCUGCUGUUUCAGCUGCGUGAAAUCUCUGAGUUUGAUGUGUAAUCAUGGCACUGUGUGCUCAGCACAGCCAAGAGCGUCCUGAGAAGAGAGAAGGCUGGAUUUUCCCCAACAAAGCAUUAACAGGAAUCCUCUCACCAUAAACACUUGCCCUAUGCCUGGGGAGAAGGAGAGGGCAGAGGCUGGUACUUCUAGACAGACAAGAUAUCCCCAGGUGUUCCAGAGCCUAGGUAGACACAAGCUUUGGUUUGGCCAAGAGUGUGGUUUGCAUCUUAAAACCCGAAGUCACUAUUGAGCAUGGAGUCCUGAACCACAGUCCAGCAAGGGUGUUUCUCCUGAAGAGUCAGCCUCAAAAUUAAGAGAUCUGACAUUGCUGUUCUAUUUCUGUGAGCUCCCAAAUGAAGGUCUUCCCUGGAGGGAGAUAAAAAAAAGCUUUCUUUAACUGAGGAGGAAUGUUUAGACAUUUCCCUGGCUCUCAAUUCAGAGUGGGCUGGACCUGAAAGCUCUGAACAGGAAUAAGCCUGGGAGACACAGAAGCAGGCUGGAUUUAGUGACUGCAUUUCUGAUGCUGGUAUUUCAAGGUGGUUUUGUUUUCCCUUUGCAUGAUUUUCCCUGCAACUGUGGCAUAACAGGAACAGGAUUUGGAUACCUGGUAAGCUGAAGUGGUGUCUGUGUGUGCAUGCAAGUUUGUGAGAAAGGAAAAGAAAUUUAUGUAAUGAAGAGUCUUGAAAUUCUCACAAAUUGCAUUGUACAAUGAGUGGGAAAAUGGGACUCUGAUGCAAAUGAAGACAUUCUUGAAAGGGGGAAGUCAAAGCUGAAUGUUUAUAUUGAUUUUUUCUUCAGUCUUUCUAUAUCAAAAGAUUAAUAUGUGACCACCCAAUUUCUUUGAACAAAGUAUGGAGGACUGAGCAGUGCAGAGUGUUCUGUGUUCCCAGUCCAGGACAAGACAGUCCCAGAAUCUGAUUACCUGUGAAAGGUACAGGAAUCUACUCCUGAACUGGUGUGUUGGGCAGGAAGGAGCCAGAGGCUCAGGAGGGAGCCAGGAGGAGAAAACAUGCAGAGUAUGUCUCAGUGCACCAGUGACCAUAAGAAGAAUUUUCUCUUACUUUAAAAAGUAGCAGAAUCACCACAAGACUUCAUCUCCCCUGUGAACAAAGGCACUGACCACAGAAAAAGCCCAGUGUGAAUGACGUGCCUGGGUUCUUCCUCCUCAAGGAGUUCCA
Sturnus vulgaris (Common starling) is the source of this 3113-nucleotide messenger RNA. It is a transcript of the gene ITK, whose product is annotated as IL2 inducible T cell kinase. Gene Ontology annotation, biological process: protein phosphorylation; intracellular signal transduction. Lineage: Eukaryota; Metazoa; Chordata; Aves; Passeriformes; Sturnidae. The record is from RefSeq and is a predicted model, not a curated record. Gene Ontology annotation, molecular function: ATP binding; protein binding; protein tyrosine kinase activity.